This is a messenger RNA of Caenorhabditis sp. 36 PRJEB53466, 538 nucleotides long. The record is from the annotation of a GenBank genome assembly. NCBI's taxonomy places the organism in Eukaryota, Metazoa, Nematoda, Chromadorea, Rhabditida, Rhabditidae.
AUGACAUCCUCCGACGUGAUUCCAGCAAUCAGUCCAGCGGUAUAUAUUCCCCGUCUUUCAUUGUUGUGUGCUUUUACAAUUUCAGUCGACAAGUGCGUGGGUGUCAAGUGUCGGAUCGGCUGCAGGAUGGCUCUGGGACGGAAUGAAAGUGACUGGAAGCGUUGUGAAUGACCUGGGCGCCAACACGACUAGGAAUACGGUGUGUGCGACGGCGACGGUGACGGGAGGGAUACUCGGAGGAUGGGGAGGGGGCGCCAUCGGUGAGCAUCCACUAACGUUCUUUUUCUUGAUGUUAUUAAUUCCAGGUGCGGCAGUCGGCACAAUGAUCUGUCCGGGCAUCGGAACGGCAGUCGGGGGUUGGCUCGGCGGAGUGUCGGCCGGACUGGCGGCAGGGAAAGCGACGAUCGUGGUGACGGACCGAGUGCUCGACGGAAUGAACUAUGAUAUCGAGACGAGGAGCUGCGAGAAGUGCGGAAAAGGAUUCCGGUGCAAAGUUUACAAGGAAGGACGGGAAAAGUACUGUUAUCGGUGCAAGUGA